Messenger RNA from Cornus florida, 2783 nucleotides. RefSeq names its product carotenoid 9,10(9',10')-cleavage dioxygenase 1-like. NCBI's taxonomy places the organism in Eukaryota, Viridiplantae, Streptophyta, Magnoliopsida, Cornales, Cornaceae. Gene Ontology annotation, cellular component: chloroplast stroma. The transcript has 14 exons. The coding region runs from base 443 to 2593 and encodes 716 amino acids. Gene Ontology annotation, biological process: carotene catabolic process. The record is from RefSeq and is a predicted model, not a curated record. Gene Ontology annotation, molecular function: carotenoid dioxygenase activity.
AAUGACUUGUAUGGACUCGGUAUCUUUUGCACUCAUUUCUAUAUUGUAUUUUGUCAUACCCAUCCAACAACUUAUUUUGUGAGUAAGAUAUCGUAGCAUAGGUUUUUUAUUUUUUAUUUUUUUGGGGUAAAAGGAUAAGCUUAUCGUAGCAUUGCUGAUAUGAUUCAAUCAAAAAAUUAUUCGUACAUUUGUGAUUUUUUAUUUUUUUAACACUUUUAUAUUCAAUCACCUAAUUGCAGUCAGUGAGGUAAGUCUGUCCAGUAAAAUGGACCACACACAUUAAUCUUUGCAGCUUACCGGACCCAAGAAAGGUUUCUCUCCACACUGCAAAACGAUUCCCUCUCUCUUACUUUCUCGACAGCCAAUCAAACCUUCACACUCCGAUGUUCUAAUCCAUAGCAGUAGGUGCAUCAUUCAAGCGAUUCUGUUUCACUUCCUGUUGAUGAAUUCAGUUGAUACUAGUGAUUGCAAUCUAUGGAUUGGGGUUCCAACCACCUCUAGCAGACUCAUUUAUUCCUUUCUCAUUCCUGCCUCCGGGAAAAUAACAGGCGACCUGAUCUCCGACGAGGUCACCGCCGGUCGGAUCAUGGAUAUACCGCCUUUGAGAAAGUCCAAGAAAUUUUCCGACUGGGAAUCCCAACAGAGGAUGAAGAUUAGGGUUUUGAAAAGGAGGUUGGGUAGCAAGAACAAGUAUGGAGAUUGGAGAGAGAAUUUCUUAAGCCUUCCAUCUCACGCAGAGUUGAUCACUUCAAGACCUCACUCUGAGAGGGAGACAGAGAUGGCCAUUCCGACUUGUGCAUUUCAUGCGAAUUGCUGUGUCCAGAGGCCUUCCAUCUCACACAGAGUUGAUCACUUCAAGACCUCUCUCUUCUCUGUUUUCAAGCCAUUAAUGAAAGAGUUGCAGCAAGAUCCUCUGCAAAUCAGUGUUUCUGAAAUCAUUAAGAACACAUCUGUGACGUUGUUGGAUGCCUUUGCUGAUUUGGUGUUCGAAUUCAAUGAUCAACCAUUGCUCCCAUCUCAGAGUAACUUUGCUCCGGUUGAAGAGUUGGGAAAAGCUGUUCUUGUUACCAACAUUGAAGGGAAGAUUCCAGAUGAUUUUCCAGAGGGUGUUUACUUAAGAAAUGGCGCAAACCCUCUUUUUGGAGGACUAAAAUCAACCAUUUCUAUGUUUGGAAGAUCAAGUCACACUUGGGUGGAAGGAGAAGGAAUGCUUCAUGCUUUGUAUUUUAAUAACGAUAGCAGUGGAAGCUGGACUGUCUUCUAUAACAACAAACAUGUUCAUACUGAGACAUUCAAGUUAGAAAGACAAAGAAAUGAACCAUCUUUUCUUCCAGCAAUAGAAGGGGAUGCACUGGCUAUUUUGUCAGCUCAUCUGCUAAAUAUGUUAAGAUUUGGCAAAGUAAACAAAGACUUUAGCAACACCAAUGUUUUUAUGCAUUCGGGGAAGUUAUACUCAGUUGCUGAGAAUGAUUUGCCUCAAGAGGUAGACAUCCUUACACUGGAAACUUUAGGCAAUUGGGAUGUCAAUGGAGCUUGGAAUCGACCAUUCACUGCCCACCCGAAGAAAGCUCCAGGUACUGGGGAGAUGGUCUUAAUGGGGGUUGAUGCGAAGAAACCUUACUUUGAAUUGGGAGUGAUUUCAGCUGACGGAAAGAAAUUAGUACAUAAAGUGGAUCUCAAAUUCAACAGGUGUACCCUUUGCCAUGACAUAGGUGUUACACCGAGGUAUAAUGUGAUCAUAGAUUUUCCACUAACUAUAGACAUAAACCGACUCAUUAAAGGAGGCCCAUUGAUGAGGUAUGAUAAGGAAGGGUACGCAAGGAUUGGGGUAAUGCCUCGUUACGGCAAUGCAGAAUCAGUUCAGUGGUUUGAGGUGGAACCAAGUUGUGUACUUCACAUUCUCAACUGUUAUGAGGAUGGUGAUGAGGUUGUAGUGUUGGGAUUUAGAGCUCGUGGAUCAAUCAUACCAGGACCUGAUCUUGGUUUGAACAAAUUUGAGUGGUUUUCGAGAGGUUUUAAGCCUGGAAGUUCAGUUGGAGACGAAGAUGACAGUUUGACAAAAGACGGAUUAUUCUUUUGUCGUUGUUGUGAAUGGAGAUUAAAUAUGCUAAAUGGAGAGGUCAAGGAAAAGUAUCUCACCGGAACCGAAUUUUCCAUGGAUAUGCCUAUGAUUAAUGAAAAUUUUACGGGUGUUGAAAACAAAUAUGGUUACACUCAGGUUGCUGACUCUAGUGCAAGCUCUGCCUCAGGCAUGGCCAAGUAUGGUGGACUAGCCAAGCUUUACUUGGGAGAACCAGAGCACAGAUUUUAUCAGGGAAAGAGACAACACGAAAACUUCAUAAAGGUUGAAUAUCAUAAAUUUGAGAAGAACACUUUCUGCUCUGGAGCUACGUUUGUCCCCAAAUGUGGAGGUUCCGAGGAAGACGAUGGUUGGAUCAUCUCUUUCGUUCAAAAUGAAAAUACUGGUAUAUCUCAGGUUUAUAUAAUUGAUACAAAGAACUUUACAAGUGAGCCAGUUGCCAAAAUUAUGCUUCCAUGUAGAGUGCCAUAUGGUUUCCAUGGAGCUUUCAUGUCAAAGCCCUUUCAACAAUAACAGGAUCAGAAGCUUUGUGAAACCAAGAUAUUGUAUAAAAUAUAGUCAAUAUUUACAUAAUGUUACUUCCUUGAUCCUUCUUGUCCUACUGUACUCUAUGUAAUUGUAUGUAAAUUUCUAUGGAGAGAUAUGGUUUCUGUAAUGGUUUUUCUUUUUAAUUAUUUUUAUUUAUAUAUUUUUUUAAACUUAA